Molecule: messenger RNA, 1634 nt
Organism: Sinocyclocheilus grahami
Lineage: Eukaryota; Metazoa; Chordata; Actinopteri; Cypriniformes; Cyprinidae
Gene: rxfp3.3a1
Product: relaxin family peptide receptor 3.3a1
Exons: 1
Coding region: 142-1161 (339 amino acids)
Biological process (GO): calcium-mediated signaling; immune response; positive regulation of cytosolic calcium ion concentration
Cellular component (GO): membrane; external side of plasma membrane
Molecular function (GO): C-C chemokine binding; C-C chemokine receptor activity
Source: RefSeq, a predicted model, not a curated record
UGAUGGAGGAUGAGUAAUGUUUUGCCAGUUAUCAGUUAAAAAGCCUAAAAUUUAGUCAUAAAUCUGAUUAAACAAUAAGUUUACUAACUAUAGAGGAGUACAUAUGAAUCUAUAAGUGUAUAUGCUACAUUAUUUGUCGUUAUGGGCAACGCUGAAGUAGUGAAAUCGCUGGAUAUAAUGGGAGACAGUAAUCAGAGUGGUGUAAUCAACAGAUCAAUCAGUGAUCGCGAGCGCUUUAAAAGCCUGGAAGACAUUGAUGUGACAGCCGACGGGAGUCCGGUGUUGAGAUGCUUGAUCUCCAUCACCUACUCGGUGGUUUGCGUCGUUGGUCUGAUCGGGAACCUGUUGGUGUUCUUCUUUAUUCGCGUGAGACAAGAGAGACGCACAUCCAAAAUAAACUUUUUCAUCCUCAAUUUGGCCGUCACGGAUUUUCAGUUCGUGUUGACUUUGCCUUUCUGGGCCGUGGACACGGCGCUGGACUUCAGCUGGCCGUUUGGAGACGCCAUGUGUAAGAUCAUCCUGUCGGUGACCGUGAUGAACAUGUACGCGAGCGUCUUCUUCCUGACCGCGAUGAGCAUCACACGGUACUGGUCAGUGGCUUCAGCUCUGAAGGACCGCGGCAGACAGACCAGCUGCUCCAUCAGGUGGGUCAGCGUCGUCCUGUGGUCUCUGGCCACCGUGGCCACCGCGCCAACAUCCAUCUUCUCCACAGUCACCAACGUGGCCGGCGAAAAGCUUUGUUUAUUGCGGUUCCCCGACGGACAGUAUUGGUUGGCAGUCUAUCAUCUCCAGAAAAUACUGAUCGCUUUUAUUUUGCCCAUGGCAAUCGUGUCCAUCAGUUACCUGCUGCUGUUGAGGCUCAUCCGACAGCGGAGCAUGAAGAACAACUCGAAACGAAGAACGCAAGUCACAAAGUCCGUCACCAUCGUGGUCUUGUCGUUCUUCCUCUGCUGGAUGCCCAAUCAUGCCAUAACGUUUUGGGGCGUGCUGGUGAAAUUCAAUGCUGUGUAUUGGGAUAAGUCGUACUAUAUCGUUCACACCUAUGUGUUUCCGGUGACCGUGUGCCUGGCGCACGCGAACAGCUGUUUAAACCCACUUAUUUACUGUCUUAUGCGUAAAGAGUUCAGGAAAAAACUGAAGGACCUGUUUCUCCGAGUUUGAGAGAAAUAAGUGUGCGUGCAUCCUGGGGAACAAACGGUAUUCCUUGUUGAAGGGGUUAUUUUACCCAAAAUGUAACUGUCAGUCAUUAUUUACCCAACCUCGUGUUUUUCUAAGUCUGUAUGACUUUAUUUCUGCAGUGGAGCUCAAAUGGGAUGUCAGUUGACAGGUUUGGGACAGCAUGAGGGUGAGUAGCCUAAAUAAGAAUAGAAUUGGUAUUUUGGGAUGAACUGCCAGUACCUACAACAGUAUAAGCAUGGUGUACAGUUGUAUUGCGUAAAUGUCUUUGUCUUUGUUGUUCUUGUGAAACAUUAUUUUAAAAUAGCCCAACUUUCCAUAUAAAAUGUUACCUUAAUUUUGCGUUUAAAAAAACGACAAAAAAGCUGCUAAAGGCAAACCCAUACCCAUAACCGACAUUGAACAUUCAGUGCACCAUACUUGAACAAUUCCUCUUCCAUGAAAUGUUAAAAAUAAUA